This is a messenger RNA of Taeniopygia guttata (zebra finch), 1348 nucleotides long. RefSeq names its product family with sequence similarity 221 member A (gene FAM221A). The record is from RefSeq and is a predicted model, not a curated record. Lineage: Eukaryota; Metazoa; Chordata; Aves; Passeriformes; Estrildidae.
UGCCUGUCCCCCGCCUUUGCCCCGCCUGUCCCCGGUGCCUCCCGCCUGCCGCACCCCGUGCGCGGGCGCCGCCGGGCCCCGCCCGCUCCCAGCCCCGUGCCCCGGGCGGCCCGGCGGGCAUGGAGCGGCUGCAGGUGGACGCGCGGGCCCUGGAGGAGUACGCGGAGUACCGGCGAAUUGUAGGUGAUGAUGAUGGAGGAAACCUCUUUACUCCUGAGGAAUAUGAAGAAUACAAAAGAAAAGUAUUACCAGCUCGGCUACAGAACAGAUUGUAUGUGAGCUGGAGAUCACCAACUGGCAUGGACUGUAAGCUUGUGGGGCCAGAGACACUGUGCUUUUGCACUCACCGGUAUAAACAACACAGAACAGACCACGAGGUGCUUCCCAAGGAGCGCCCUAUCAGUUUGCCCUGCAGAGUGAAGCGCUGCCCGUGCCAGUCCUACCAGUUCGUGCCCCUGAACGGCGCCCAGCCCGUCCGCUGCCGCUGCAAGCACCUGGCGGAGCAGCACAGCGCAGCGCCGGGCUUCCCCUGCAACUCCUGUUCCAAGUGUUCAGGCUUUCAUAGCUGCUUUACCUGUGCAUGUGGUCAGCCAGCAUAUGCUCAUGAAACAGUUGUGGAAACGAAAGAGGAGCGCUUAGCCCAAGGAAAGCCUGUGGGACAGGAUGUUCCUUACGCUGCUAUGGGAGGACUGACUGGUUUUAGCUCACUAGCAGAAGGCUACAUGAGGCUUGAUGACAGUGGAAUAGGUGCUCCUUCUGCUGAACUUUUAGAAGCCCCCAUUACUAGCAUGGAUCAUCCAUUUCUAAAAGCAUUUCAGGGGCCUUCGAGUUCCACUCAAACCAUGCCACAAAUAGCAGGUAGUUCAAGUGCCACAGGGCAAGUUUCUCAUGGAAAACAAUCAGAAGCUGAUGACAUGGCUUACUUUGAAAAACGCUAUCAAGAACGGCUGAAAAUGGAGAAAGCUGCUAAACAGAAAGAGAGGAAUCCAGUGCCAUCAAAGAAGCCAUGAGAUUAAUAAAUAAAUAUUUGUUAUUUGGCACAUUGUUAAUUAUUGCAUUGAGUAUUUUCUUCUGUGCCUACCCACAUACCUGUAUUUAUUAAUUUAUUUUUAUGUUUUGUUCCUUUGCUGAAAUUAAUUUUUAAUUAUCUCAUUGUAAUAAUAUUGGUCCUUUAAUCAAUGUGUUUCUAAUUUACAGGACUGUUACACAGAUAUUUCUUUGAAAAUGAAGAAACAUAUUUAGAGAGUUGCAGUCUGGGGCUUUAAGCUCUGAGAGUUAAAGGUUGGAGAGAAUAACCUUGUAUUUAAAUAUUAGAUUGUAGGAAGGCAAAUAAAAGAUAUGUCUUAGA